Lasiosphaeria miniovina is the source of this 663-nucleotide messenger RNA. RefSeq names its product emp24/gp25L/p24 family/GOLD-domain-containing protein. The record is from RefSeq and is a predicted model, not a curated record. The transcript has 4 exons. Gene Ontology annotation, biological process: endoplasmic reticulum to Golgi vesicle-mediated transport; Golgi organization; intracellular protein transport. Gene Ontology annotation, cellular component: Golgi apparatus; endoplasmic reticulum-Golgi intermediate compartment; endoplasmic reticulum. Lineage: Eukaryota; Fungi; Ascomycota; Sordariomycetes; Sordariales; Lasiosphaeriaceae. The coding region runs from base 1 to 663 and encodes 220 amino acids.
AUGGCACGGCUGCAAUUGUUUCUGGGCCAUGUGUCGAGCCUGUUGCUGCUCUUGGCGGCCGUCUCGCACGCGCUGAGGUUCGACAUCGCCGCAGUACCCCAGCACACGACCCACGGCCGCCGAUGCAUACGCAACUUUGUGAGCAAGGACACGCUGGUCGUCGUGACGGCCACUGUCGACGGCUUCCAGGGCGAUGGCAUGCAGGUCAACAUGCACAUCACGGACGCAUCGGGCAACGAGUACGGAAAGCCCAAGGACAUCGCCGGCGAGAAGCGCGUCGUCUUCACAUCCCUCGCCGACGCUGCGUUUGACGUGUGCUUCGACAACUAUCUGACUGGUUCGAAAUACGUCGAGAACCCGUCGCGCCACAUUGAGCUGGACAUCGACAUUGGCGCCGAUGCCAAGGACUGGUCGGCCAUCCAGGCCCAGGAGAAGCUGAAGCCCGUCGAGACGGAGCUGCGCCGCAUCGAGGAGCUGGUGGCCGAGAUUGUCGGCGAGAUGGACUACCUACGCAUCCGCGAGCAGAAGCUGCGCGACACCAACGAGAGCACCAACACGCGCGUCAAGUGGUUUGGCUUCGGUACCACCUUCCUGCUCAUCGGGCUCUGGGCGUGGCAGAUCAUGUACUUGAGGGCGUACUUCAGAUCGAAGCAUCUCAUCUAA